Manis javanica (Malayan pangolin) is the source of this 3723-nucleotide messenger RNA. RefSeq names its product RAD51 associated protein 2 (gene RAD51AP2). The record is from RefSeq and is a predicted model, not a curated record. Gene Ontology annotation, cellular component: protein-containing complex. NCBI's taxonomy places the organism in Eukaryota, Metazoa, Chordata, Mammalia, Pholidota, Manidae.
UAUUUAGGUCAGGGUCCGUGGCUUUCGAAAGAGGAGCUAGAAAUGCACAGGGUAGUGGACCCUGGCGCUCUGCGCUCUGAAACAGACCUGGGUCUCGCGGGUGGUGGGGGGCGUGGCUGGCGCCGAAGCUGGGGCUAAAGCCGGGACUCAGGGGGCGUGUCGGGGGGCGUGGCCAGGGCGGCAGCUGGUUGGGUUGGGCGGAGCCGCCUCGCGCCGGCCGACAGGCAGAAGCCUGGCGGGAACUCGGGCGGUUCUUCUCAGUUCGCUGUCAUGUCGCUCACGCGCCACACGACGCAGCCGACGGAGCUCGGGGAGUCCGCCUCCCCCUCGCCACCUCCUGGGGACCCUGAUUCCCAGCCGCCCCGCAGUAAGCGGCUCCGACUCCAGGAGCCCGGCGUUGCGUCUGAUUUGAGUUGGAGGCUGCCUUUGGUGCCUCGCUUGUCAGAGGUGGAAAAAGUCGGGGAGUUUUCGCCCAGACCCUUCAAGGCGCUCCUUGUUCCAGCUAACGCGAAUUUUGGUAACUCCACGGCUUCGCGUGCGGAGAAAUCCGUCAGCGGGAAGCAGAGAUGUAAUCUGGGGGGCCCAAAUGGACAAUCUGGGACGAACAGUUGUCGGCAGUCCCUCCCCUCACGAAAUCCUGGUUCUUGUGGGAGGGCUUCCCGGAGGUCUUCUGAACUGGGGCUUCUGGACCGGAAACCAGGUGACCAGUCGGUGUCCAGCGUGCCCUGCAGCGAGAGCGCCGAAGCGGAGGCUGGGCAGCUUCUGCCCCGCGCCUCUGUGUACCAUGGACAUGCAGUUCCCGACGAGGAUGGAAGACAGUAUUUAGUCCAAGGGAGAGACAAUAUUCAGGACAACGGUUACAUAAAACAGGCUGAACAUCUAUUUUUGGAUGUUACUUUUUGCAAGGAAACCAAAUCAACAUCUCAUGAAAUUAACAACAGAUGUAAGGCUGACAGUGUUAUGCCAUCAAAUAAAAAGGAAAAUAACAUUUCAACAUCUACAUUUCUAAAAAUAUCAAAACCUCAAAACCAGCCCAGCGUGGCAAUGGCCAAAUCCAGCUGUUUUAGAGAUAGCAGCACAAUAAGUAUCCCUGAGUUUCCAACUGAUUUGAAUAACAAAAUGUGUUCUGUCUAUUUAAAGGAAACAGCAAAGAAAAAGAAGGACAAAAAUAAGGCAUAUGUUAGGGAUUUCACAGACAUUUACUGGUCCCAAAAUAGACCUGAUGUGAAGAAGCAAAAGGUACAGGAUGAAGAAAAAAUUGUGGAUGCAGAAGGUAUUUUUUCUUCAUAUUCUAAGAGUAACCAACAGUCACUCAGCAACCAAAAUACUUGUGUGAGAAUAAAAGACUUGAUCAGUUUAAACUGCUAUAACCGCAGUAGUAUCAAGUCUGAUGUAAGAGACUCUGAAAAUAAUUUCAUUAUAAUACUAGAAAGUGCAGAUUGGAAAGAAGUGGAAACAUGCCUGGACAGUUACGUAAAUACCAGAUUGGAAAAAUCUCAAAGCUGGGACUGUAAUAUUAGACAUAUUUUGAGAAAAAAUAGAGAAAAUUGUUGGGUUAUGGAAAAUUACAAGACUAAAUGUGAAGAUAUGAAAAAAACUGGAGAAAAAUUAACUGUGCUGCAAUUAUUAGAAGUAUUUCUUUUAAGCAAAGAAGACUAUCACAAUACAAAAGCCACGAAUUCAUAUGAAGAACAAUCAAGGCAUCUCAUGAUAGCAACAUUAGAUACCCAAAAAGCUCUAAAACAAUUAUUUUGGUUAAAUAGUAAAGGGGAAAACAUUAAUGUGCUACAGCUGAGCUAUACUGCUACACAAAAAGACUUCCAUUUAAGUGACAUUUUUGAAAGUUUCAUUAUAGAAAUUUUUUAUUUCCAUAAAAGCAUUUCAGGAAAUCAAAAAGAUAAUAGUAUUUUAACCUGGUAUGAAAAUUUGAAGUGUAAAAAGCAAAUUGAUAUUCAAAAUCUAGUAACUAGGAAUAUGAUUAUCAAUGGCAAGAAUGGUAUAUUAAGCAUAUAUUUACAAGCCAGUGUUUCAGAAUCUCCAAAUAUCAUAUUGCAAAUCAGCAAAGCUUUUUUGCUCAAUAAUUUUGACUGUUUAGCAAGAACUGAAAAUAAUUCUAAAUUAGAAGAGGGAUGCAUUUUCAAAUGGAUAGUGUAUUUGAAUUAUUCAAAAAACAUAAGGGAAAAUCAUACUGUGUAUCUAAUGAGGAUUUUAACUGCUUCAAGACUAUUAGAAGGUAACAUGAAACCUAUGUUAGAGAAAAGAAAGCUACUUAAAACUGAGCAAGUUUCUAAAGAGCCUAAGAAAAAGACCAUCAAUUCCUUCAGUAUUGCAACUAAAAGUACACAUUUUCCAAUUUUUGAGACACAUGAAAAAAUUCCUCUUUUGACAAAAGAAAUUAGUUACAAAAGUAAGAGUUGUUUUGAACAAUUCGAGAAUGUGGAACAUUGGGCUUACUGUAGUCCUAAUGCUGUGAAAACUCAUGUUAACUCUGGUCUUAAAAUGAUAGAGAACGACCAUAGACAUAUUAAUGAAAAAACUUAUGAAAUAAAUAUACACAACCAGGAUUUAGAUAUUGAAAGAAAACAUAAGCAUAAUAGGAUCAGAAGCUUUAAUUUUAAGUGCAUAUUUGAAGAUUUCUUUAAUAUUAAGCAACAAACCAUAUUGACAAACUGUGACACAAAACAUAGUGAACAAACCAAUCCCACAAUUAUAACUCAUGUGCUAAAUUUUGGGAACUUGCUAAGUGUACCUGAAGGAAAAAAACAUGACUCAAUUUUGAGAGAGGAAGUAGAAGUCACACCACAAAAUUUAACAAACAGUUGCCAAGUUCAUAAAGAUAUUAAAGUAGAAAAGGAAGAGAAAAAUAGUUUUUAUUCAAUGGAUGGCAUGUUUUCUGUGCAACUAGUUCCAUUUAUGGGUACGGAGGUAAAUGUGGAAGAAAUGAAAUAUGUUAAUCAAAAUAAUGUAGCCGACAGAAAUUGGAGUAUUUUACAACAAACUGAGUUGGCUAAUUCAAACCAUUGUCAUCCAAAGAAUGAUGCUACAGAAUGUGUUAAUCAUCAGUUUGAAACUGAUUUGAGUGUAGGGAACAAUGAACGUUUUCAGGAUUUAACUGCCAAGUGUUUAUCAACAGAAGCUCUGACAAUAGUAAGAGAUUUGGAGAUGAAGAGUAAAUUUGAUUUAGUGCUUGAAGAACUACGUAUGUUUCAUGAAAUCAGUAAGGAAAAUGAAAUUCAAAGCUCUGAGGAAACAAACAAUGGGCAAAAAACUUACUUUAAAGGAAAUAAUGAUAUUGAGGCAGUAAAAACAGAAACAAGAGAUUUGAAAAUAGCUACAGUCAACAAAAUAUGUGCAUCUUCUUCAUUCUGUGACAUAACAGCGUGUCCUAAUAUGCACAAAAGACACCAAAGUUUAUUUAAAUGGAAAACAGUAUCCAGUAUUGGAGAACAGGAAGUUCCAAAUGAAUAUUGCUGUCCAAGAAAGUCAGAGGAAGAAUUUCUCUAUUCUAUUCCUGAGGAAGAUGGUGAAAAACCUUUACCUGAAAGAUCUGCUUUUUUCUCUGAUGAUUUUAAGGAAGAAAAAUUUAACUAUUUAUUAAGGAGAGGUAGUAACUUUUCACAUGGAAUUUCAAGAGUAUUACCUCUUAAGACAUGCAGUCGGCCAAUCAGAAUUGGUUUGUCAAGAAAAGCUAAGCUUAAAAAACUCCAUCCCUAUCUGAAAUGA